UAUAAAUUUAGUUAGCUAAAAGUUUGAUUUUUUAAACUGACAAGAUUCUCUUUAGGCAAAUACAUUUUAAUUUUUUUAAAUUAGUCUAGACAAAAAUGUUGUUUUCUAUUUGGCCAACUCUGUUGCUGAUUGCUCCGUUGUUUCUGCCGACGCAUCAGAAGAGGACGCCAGGUAGAACUGCACGGGCUCAACCAACGCCGCCACCGCCAACGAUGUCUACGGCAGCUCCAGUCGAGCCGAAUGUAUUGCAGAUCACCAGGAGGAACUUCAAUAGCACUUUGCACGCAUAUGAGGUGGUCUUUAUCAAUUUCUAUGCGGAUUGGUGUCACUUCAGUACCCGCCUGAUGCCGAUCUUUGAGGAUGCGGCCGUCCGGCUGGCGGAGAAGCUGCCACCGUCGGCGGGAGUGCGUUUGGCACGCGUCGACUGUAUGCUGGAAGUGGAGCUCUCCAAUAUGUGCGACAUCAGCAAGUUUCCGACGCUGCGUCUGUAUUAUCGCGGCCAUCCGCUGCGCCAGGAGUAUCGUGGACAGCGUUCCGUUGAGGCGCUUGUCGCGUAUGUGAAGAAGCAAUUCGAAUCGUCCAUCAAAACGAUAAUCAAUAUCCAGGAGCUGGAUGAGAUUGAUGUCACAAGGCGUUCGGUGAUUGGUUUCUUCGAGAGCCGUAAGGAGCUGUCUGCAGCCCUUUUUGUUCUGCUGGCGGAGCGUUAUAAAAACGAUUGUGAUUUCUAUAUAAGAAUCGGCGCCAAGCUGGACAAUGUGGCGUUUACGGAAAAAAUGCCCACAAUUGUCUACCGUCCGGACGUUGCGCGCACCCAUGCUGCGGAUGAGAUCUAUUACGGCGAUGCGAAAUCACAAAUCGAAAUGGAGGAGUGGCUCUUUAAGAAGUGUGUGCCGCUGGUGCGUGAGGUCGACUUUGGCAAUGUGGAGGAGAUAAUCGAACAGCGAUUGCCGCUGCUCGUUCUCUUCCAUAUGCCCGACGAUGUUGGCUCUGUGAAGGAUUUCAAGUCCAUUGUGGAAAUGCAAUUGGCCGGCUGUGUGGACUGUGGCCAAUUCAACUUUGUCACCGUCAACGGCCUCAAGUUUCAGCAUUCGGUGCUGCACAUGGGCAAAACGCAACGGGAUCUGCCCCUGAUCGCCAUCGAUUCGCUAAAGUUUAUGUAUCCGUAUCCCAAGUUUAAGGACAUGUACAUUCCGGGCCAUUUAAAAAUGUUCAUUAGCGAUUUUAGCAGCCAGCAUUUAAAGCACAAACUCAAAAUGCGGCAUGCCAUCGAACACGAAACCAAUCCGCCGCCGCUAUCCACCUUCAAGGAUCUGGGUCCCUCCAAGCAUCGCUACUCUCUGGUCGGACAUGAUGAGCUGUGAGCCAUAGUUUCAACUUUUACUACUGCUGCUGCUGCUGCUGCUGCUCCCUGUCUUAUUGUUGCUCUUGUUAAUAAAGUAUCUUUUGUUGCUAGCAACUUAA
Drosophila virilis is the source of this 1461-nucleotide messenger RNA. Its product is annotated as endoplasmic reticulum resident protein 44. The record is from RefSeq and is a predicted model, not a curated record. NCBI's taxonomy places the organism in Eukaryota, Metazoa, Arthropoda, Insecta, Diptera, Drosophilidae. Gene Ontology annotation, cellular component: endoplasmic reticulum-Golgi intermediate compartment; endoplasmic reticulum membrane. Gene Ontology annotation, biological process: protein folding. Gene Ontology annotation, molecular function: protein disulfide isomerase activity.